UGCAGUUCCUACAAAGAGUGAGGAUGAUGAAGAGAAACCUCUGUUCCUAUUGCUUCCUCAAGUGCAAAGAGACAAAAAGUAUCUUCCAACCAGCUGAUCAGAUGAAAGCAGAAACUGAUGAAGAGGACUAUGGAGGAGUAGAAUCCAGCAGGAAGCCAGAUCUGAACACUCAUGGAGACACUUCCAACUCUUCAGAGACUGAAGACAGUGAGGAAGAUGAUGAAACUGUGAACCAUCCAGACUCGUCAGACUUUGGGUCUGGAACUGAACGAAGUGAGGACGACUGGAAGGAGGACGGAGCUCCUGAAUCUCAGAGUGGUAAACACUCGAUUCAGGAACACAUGAUAAGUCAUCCAAGAAUGAGAUCUUCAAGGUGUUCAGUUAAUAGGACACGUUUUAGAGCGAGUAAUGGUGACUCGCUGAGGGAAAUCCAGACGGCUCUGAAAUGUGUUUGUGGUGUCUGUGGUAAAAGUUUCAACAGAAAAUAUCUGAGUGUCCACAUGAGGAUCCACACAGGGGACAAACCAUUUGGUUGUGAUGUUUGUGGAAACAGAUUUAAGCAAAAGGCACAUUUACAAACCCACCUGAAAGUCCACACUGGUGAUGAACCGUUUGGUUGUGAUGUUUGUGGCAACAGGUUUAGGUUUAAGUCGACUUUAAAAACCCACCUGAGGAUCCACGCAGGAGACAAAGUGUUUGGUUGUGAUGUUUGUGGACAAAGAUUUAAGAAAAAGACACAUUUGAACCUGCACACCAAAAUCCAUACCGAUUAUAAGCUGUUUGGAUGUGAUGUUUGUGAACAAAGAUUUAGCAAAAAGUCAACUUUAAAAGAACACCUGAGAAUCCACUCAGGAGACAAACCAUUUGUUUGUGAUGUUUGUGGACACAGAUUCCGAUUGAAGUCAGCUUUAAACACACACAUGAGGAUUCACACGGGGGACAAACCGUUUGGUUGUGAUGUUUGUGGACACAGAUUUAAGCAACUUGGACAUUUAAAAGCACACGCGAGAAUUCACAGUGGUGACAAACCGUUUGGUUGUGAUGUUUGUGGACAAACUUUUAUUCAGAAGUCAACUUUAAAUGGACACCAGAGAAUCCACGCAGGAGACAAACCAUUUGGUUGUGAUGUUUGUGGACAAAGAUUUAAAUUUAAGUCGGCUUUAAACACACACCUGAGAAUUCACACUGGUGAUAAACCAUUUGUUUGUGAUGUUUGUGGACACAGAUUUAAGCAGAAGGCACAUUUAAAAAUUCACAUGAAAAUCCAUGCAGGUGAUAAACCGUUUGGUUGAUGCUUGUGAACACAGAGUUAGACAUAAGUAUUAAAAAGUCAUAUGAGAAUCAACAGAUGAUGGGAAACCUGUAAAUAUUAAGAAUAUUGUUGGAGAAACAGGAAUGUUCACAUAAAUCUAAAAACACUUUGUUUUUUUAUUUGAAGCACUAUUAUUUUAACUGUUUAAUUUAUGCCAAACUCUGCAUUUGAGUUGAAAUGUAGAUUUUGUUCGUAAAAACAUUUGUGAGUCAAAGUCCAGACUUUUUCUAACAUCCUUGUUAUACUAUAUCAGCCUUUCAUUUCAAUGCAGUUAAAAGACUAGAUGCCACAUAAAAUCUCCCUUUAACACCGUUAA
Molecule: messenger RNA, 1628 nt
Organism: Girardinichthys multiradiatus
Lineage: Eukaryota; Metazoa; Chordata; Actinopteri; Cyprinodontiformes; Goodeidae
Product: zinc finger protein OZF-like
Exons: 1
Coding region: 24-1292 (422 amino acids)
Biological process (GO): regulation of transcription by RNA polymerase II
Molecular function (GO): RNA polymerase II cis-regulatory region sequence-specific DNA binding; DNA-binding transcription factor activity
Source: RefSeq, a predicted model, not a curated record